AUGAUAAUUUAUUAUGCUUACGAUUUCUAUUAUCAAUUCUUAUUUUAUAAUAAAACUAUAUUUCAUUAUUAUAAGGAUCAUCUCCAUAAUAAGGCGAAUUCAUCUUUAUUUCUACCUGAGGAGUUCUCCCAUAAUCAGCUGUAUACAAUGCAAUUGCCCCUAAAGAAGAAAUCAGCAAUAAAGUCCCAGUGGUUUUUCCAAGCGUCCCCAUUUCUUGCCCAAAACAAAAACUUGACAGAAUUGCUAAAAAAAUUGCUUUCCCGAGUUGGUGGCCCAUAA
This is a messenger RNA of Blepharisma stoltei, 279 nucleotides long. NCBI's taxonomy places the organism in Eukaryota, Ciliophora, Heterotrichea, Heterotrichida, Blepharismidae. The record is from the annotation of a GenBank genome assembly.